Molecule: messenger RNA, 723 nt
Organism: Scleropages formosus (Asian bonytongue)
Lineage: Eukaryota; Metazoa; Chordata; Actinopteri; Osteoglossiformes; Osteoglossidae
Exons: 5
Coding region: 1-723 (240 amino acids)
Biological process (GO): regulation of DNA-templated transcription
Cellular component (GO): nucleus
Molecular function (GO): DNA-binding transcription factor activity, RNA polymerase II-specific; ATP binding; RNA polymerase II cis-regulatory region sequence-specific DNA binding
Source: RefSeq, a predicted model, not a curated record
AUGCGUGGUGCCCGCUUGCCCUCCUGGUACUGGUUUGAAUGCUUUGGACGGCGCCUGGGGUCUGUGUGUGGUCCCCAGCAGUACAUGGAGCCCCCCCCACCCGGUGUGUCUGUUUUUCAGAUGCGGCCCUCGCUGGUUCGCACCGAAAGCCCCAAUUUCCUGUGCUCGGUGCUGCCGCCCCACUGGCGCUACAACAAGACGCUGCAACAAGACGCUGCCUUGGUGGUGCUGAACAACGUGCCGGACAGGACGCUGGUCACCAUCAUAGCCAAUAACGACACGAACCACUCGGCAGAGCUGCGCAGCGCCAGCGCCACGGUCACACAGCAGGUGGCGCACGUCAGCGAUCUGCGCUUCGUGGGCCGCAGCGGCCCAGGUGGGUGGGGGAGUCCGACCAUGACAGUGUUCAGGACUCAACCCGAAGUGGCCACCUACCAGCACACCGUCAAGAUCAUGGUGGACGGCCUUCGCGAACCCCGUCGCGAGUCCACCUCUAGUCCUCAUGGCCCCUGGUCCUGCUUGUCUGUGCACCUGCCUCCCGGGGCCCCUUUUACAUGUUCAUUUAUUCAUUUAUCAGAGACUUUUCUCCAAAGAGACAAACAUCUCAUAGAAAAUACAAUGUGGCAGAGACAGAAAGACGAGGACUCUGCCAAGCCAUGCUCCCUGGCACAGUCUGAGCAACUGAGGCUGCAGGAAUACACUUGUGGAACAACUUACUAUUAA